AUGGUAGAAGCUGCGGGACGAACAUUUUUUGAGUGCAUCUAUGCAAGACAUUUUAAAGUUGUGAUCGCAGCAAGAUGUACGGAUCCGCUGUUGUGGACUUUUGGUUCAUUUCUUGGACUUUUUGUUAGCGCUUUACAAUCAAUACCACUGGCAACAAAUGGAUGGGUAUACGUUACUGAACCGCGACCAUACAAUAAAACAAAUGAAAAUGGAGAUUUGAUGGAUACUAUUUUUCUCUACAAUGCAGGUUAUUUUGUAAUGUGUCGUGAGCACAAAGGAGAAGAGAGCACGGCUGCUGAAGAUGUUCGAUCAUACUUAUCAACUGAAGAAGCGGCAUAUCAGUGUUAUUGGAACCCAAUCCUUACUGGAAAAGAUCUAACGGAAUUUAGUUCUGCAACACUCGCUAUUGAAGGGCGUCUCGCAUUGCCUACCUCAAUGCAUAUUAUUGGUGUCACCAUCUGUUACAUGGCAUUUUAUUUCGGUCUCAUUGGUCAUAUAAAACGCAGCUCAAAAACACUUCUUGCCGCAAUAAUGUACAUUUUCGGAGGCCUUGUCGUCCUGGUUGGUGUCCUACAGUUCGUUUGCGUUGUUGACGAUGAGUUAGCGCCACGAAUGAAACCGAAUGCAGCUGGCGAACCAUCUAAAUUUAGUUUUGUAUACGGGUAUUCAUUCUUCUUUACUUCGUUAUCUUUUCUACCACUACAAAUGUGUGCCUGUUGUCAUGCAUUUCUUUAUUUCCGACGCUUUCCAACUGCACUUGACAAAAUGAAAAUCGUACCAGGUCUUGAAGCGCAAUUGAGGCGUAUCCAAGUAAUAAUGGCGUUAGAUUCGCCGCCACCUGAAACACUUCAGAAAGCACCCAUAUGCGCAAUCGUGUAUUCCAACCAACCAACUAGUCGGAAAUCAUCACGUUAUAAUCUUAAUUCACCGCUUCUGAUCCAUUCACCAGUUGUAUUGCCUCCAUCAUUCCCAGAAUCAUUAUCAACAACAACUGUACGUAAUUCAAUAAAUCAUUAG
This is a messenger RNA of Loa loa (African eye worm), 1017 nucleotides long. RefSeq lists its product as hypothetical. Gene Ontology annotation, molecular function: channel regulator activity; voltage-gated calcium channel activity. The transcript is spliced from 8 exons. The record is from RefSeq and is a predicted model, not a curated record. Gene Ontology annotation, cellular component: postsynaptic density membrane; AMPA glutamate receptor complex. NCBI's taxonomy places the organism in Eukaryota, Metazoa, Nematoda, Chromadorea, Rhabditida, Onchocercidae. Bases 1 to 1017 code for a protein of 338 amino acids. Gene Ontology annotation, biological process: positive regulation of synaptic transmission, glutamatergic; transmission of nerve impulse; postsynaptic neurotransmitter receptor diffusion trapping.